Molecule: messenger RNA, 1487 nt
Organism: Monosiga brevicollis MX1
Lineage: Eukaryota; Choanoflagellata; Craspedida; Salpingoecidae
Exons: 13
Coding region: 54-1127 (357 amino acids)
Biological process (GO): tubulin complex assembly; post-chaperonin tubulin folding pathway
Cellular component (GO): cytoplasm
Molecular function (GO): tubulin binding
Source: RefSeq, a predicted model, not a curated record
GAGUUUUGAGUUUUGAGGAGGUGUCAUUGAGGCUCAUAGAUAGGACGCAGCCUAUGCGAAACACGUGUGGCAGCAUGGCUGACAUGGAAGACGUGGAAGCGCGUCGGCUGGCCAUGAUGGCCAAGCUUGAUGCACGCCACACAGCCCGCGCUGAGCAAAUUCAAGCUGAUAAGGAAUUUGCCGAACAGCAGGCCAAUCCAGAGGAGAGCGUGACCGACUUUGAAAAGGAUUUCCGCGCCCAACUACAAGGGCUUGCCGCGAGUCGAGAUGCCCUGACGGCUGAGAUGGGUAAAUUGAAGCUGACAGCUCGCUUCGACGAAUUGACGGUUCAGUUUGCUGCUUUGCGCAAGUCCCUCAACGAUGCGGCCCACUUUCUGCCUGCUUAUGAUCUCCGUCGCUGUCAACUGAGCAUCAAUGAGUUUGAUGAGAGCCUACAGCAACGCCGAGCUGAACUCAUCCCGAAAAAAAGAUUUGCCUUCAAGGGCAAGAAGAGCCGCGCCGUCCCCUCCACUGAGGCAGAUGUCUCAUCAUCUGCCUCGGCAGAGCCGCUGUCGUCUGCAAAGGCGGACGCUGCUGCACCCGUGGCUGCUUCGCCCAAUAGCCGCAUCUUUGCGGACCAGACAGACCAGACGAUUGAACUCGGGAGCGAGUUGAAUGGCAAGGACGUGUCUUUACACAACCUUAAAAACUGCACCGUCAUUAUUAAAGCCGCCUUGGGUAGUGGCCAUGUGAGUCGGCUUGACAACUGCAAGAUUCUCUCCGGGCCCGUCUCACGCUCCUGGUUAAUCGAUGGCUGCGUCAAUACGACAUUCGUUGCGGCUUGCCAACAGGCAAGACAACGAGCAGUGGCUCGCUCGCUCUCUCUCUCUAUGCGUAUUCAUAAUGCGUAUGAUACAGCCUUUUACAUUCACGUAUCGAGCCGGGCAAUUAUCGAGGAUUGUGAUCGUUUGGGCUUUGCUCCCUACAACUGGACCUAUGAGCGGCUGGACGAGGACUUUGAGGCCUCGGGUCUGCCCCGAGACACAAAUAAUUGGGACAAGGUCAACGAUUUCAAGUGGUUGGAUGCCACCCAGCCUUCGCCCCAUUGGCACUGCAUCCCAACUGAAAACCGGCAAACUUUUUCGUGAGCGGCGAGUCGCGGCUCGCCGGGUAAUGCUCUGCCGCGCCAGUGUCCCAGCAAUACAUGUCAGCAAGCAAACUUUGCCCGCGUUGCGAUGGACCACUCAGACAAGAGCUCGCGCCACGGCCAGGGCAGCCAAAACUAUGGGUUGUCACAGGCGGCAUCGAGCAUCAGCACGGUCCGGAACGCUGGACCCCCCAACUCCAAUAACACCAUUCGGGCAGAGCUCGCAAGCAUGGUUGUGCAGUCACCCACCUGCGCCAAAACCGCGCAUGAUCAAGCGGUGGCUCGAUGGAUUGCGCUCAAUCAGCCGCGCAUGGUGCAACAAGUAGGCACCUAUACCAGUCAAAUCGAUUAUUGAUGUCAC